AUGCCCCCCGACGGCCCCAGUGCAACCGCCGGAGUUGCCCGGGCUGGCAACGCAGACGGUUCGAAAGUUUCCGCAUGGUCGAUAUUCCACGGCAGGAUCAACAAAGUGGCCGACACCUUAUUCUACCGCCUGGGCUACUGGGUGGCCACGCACCCCAAGCGGACCCUUCUCAUCAGCCUUGUCUUUGUGAUCGCAUGCUGCUUCGGGUUCGCCAACUUCAGGGUCGAGGCCGAUGGGGAAGACCUCUGGGUGCCAGCAGAUUCCUUGACCAACGAUCAGCGGGACAUCAUCCUUGGGGACUUCGAUGGCGGCGGUGAGUUUGCCUCCUUUCUGGUGGAGAGCCCGUCUGAAACGGGCAGCGUGCUGACUAAGGAAUCGGUAGAUGCGGUAUGGGAGCUGGAUGCGAUCGUCAUGGCCGUCAAGGUUGAUGGCAACACCUACGCCGACGUGUGCUUAAAAGAACUGGACGGUGUGACGUGCGAACAGCCGUUCCGUGGGAUCACUCGCUUCUGGGGAGAUUUCGCAACCUACGAGGCCUCCGUAUCAAACGAUGCGGAUGUCCUUGCGGCCGUGAACGCGACCACCUUUCCGGACGGGUCGGCGGUCAACCAGCAGGCCCUCUUCGGCAACGGGAUCACCUAUGACGAUGACGGCAACAUCUCCGGAGCAACGGCUAUCAUUCAGGCGUACGCGCUCGAUUCUGACUCUGAUGAGGACGCGGGUAUCAAUGAGAUUGUUUACGACUGGAAUGAAGCGUUUCAGGACGCUAUGGAUGCAGUAUCGGAAGAUUUCGAUGUUUUCGGCGUGUUCUACCUCACCAGCCGGUCAACCGACGACGCCAUUUCUGAGUCCGUAUCGGACGUCCUGAUGAUCGCGUUCGUGUCGGUGACGAUCGGCCGGUGCUGCCGCGGACAUGUCAAGCAACGAAGCUGGUUGGCAAUCGGCGGGAUCGUGUUCGUCAUUGCCGCCGGUGUGGCCGCCUACGGGGUCAACAGCGGCUUCGGCGUCCCCUUCACGACGCUGUCGCAGAUGCUCCCUUUCAUUCUCGUCGGCAUCGGCGUGGACGACAUGUUUGUCAUCGUCGCGGCGUACGACAACACCGACCCCUUGCUGGCCGUGGAGGAAAGGGUCGCCCUCGGAAUCAAGCGCUGCGGGGUGUCCAUCACCUCUUUCGUAGCGCUUCUGACCAUUGACGCCAAGCGUCAGAGCGCCGGCAGGAUCGACUGCUACUGUUGUUUAACUAGCGAAACGCAUCUCCAGCAGCAAGAGCGGCAGCACCAGGAGGGUAUCCAAAGAGGAGUCACGCUGCCUGCCAGCAACGGUGAGAGCGCCAACAACACCCAAGGGAAACACGCCGACGAGGCGGACGUGCGCCAAUUGUCGACGAUCGGAAGGUUAAUGAAAGACAAGUACGCGCCUUUCGUUCUGUCAGCCAAGGGGAAGGCCCUGGUGCUACUCGCCUCUGCGGGGCUGCUUGCCGCCGGCAUCUAUGGCGUCACGCAGGCGACUCAAGGCUUGGACGUGCUCGACCUUGCUCCAGACGGCCACUUCUCAAUAGAAUACACGGUGCGGUCGAGGUAUUACGACUUCGACAUCCAGGAAUGGUACGUCCCGCUCAAUGUCUACACCCAGGAGGUGGACUAUCCCGACGUUGCUGUUCAGGCGGAGAUUCAGUCCAUCGAUGACGAAAUGUUGGAGCUAAAUAACGUCGACGGACCGGUGGACUCGUGGCUCGCUUCCUUCAUCGUGUGGGCAGAGGCCAACACCACCUACAGUGCCAACGUGGGUACGUCCGGGGGCUACCCGGUGUACGACGAUCGGGAUACCUUCUACACCGCUCUCUCCGCCUUCCUGGAGGACGAGGAUAACGCCAGAUUCUUGGAGGACGUGGUCUUCGAUGACGACGGACUCAUCAAGAUAAGUCGAUCGGAGAUGUUCCUUAUCAACCUCGUCGACACGGACAACAACUUGGACGCCCUCCUCGAUACGAGAGAAGUCUCCGACCAAUCAACGCUCGACCCUCAGCCGUUCGCGUACUCCGAUGUAUUCGGCUUCACGGAGCAGUACCUGGUCAUCUACGAUGAGCUGCUGGCGAGCUUCGGCCUCGCCUUGUUGGCGGUGCUCAUCCUGAGCCUGUUCGUGCUGGGCAAGGUCGCCAUCGUCGUCCUCGUCUGCGUCACGUUGGUGAUAAUCGAUGUUGAGCUGCUGGGCUUCGUUUACCACUGGAAUUUGAACGUGAACAGCAUCACUGUGAUCGAGCUGAUCAUGGCCGUCGGGUUGGUGGUGGACUACAUGGUCCACAUUGUGCACUACUUCCUCCACCAGGACCCCAGCAUCCCGAAGGACGCGCGAAUCGCCGACGCGCUGGGGGAGAUCGGUCCGUCGGUAAUGGUGGGAGCGGCGACAACAUUUUUGGGAAUCAUGCCCCUGGCGUUCGCUAACAACGUGAUCUUCCGCGUGUUUUUCAAGAUGUUUCUCGUCAUCAUUUCUUUCGGGGUGGUGGUGUUAGAUGGACCGGUGUCAGCCGAGAAAGGCCUACAAAGCUAGCUCCAUCCUGUGACCUGCAGAGUAGGGACAAGCGGAAGAAGCGCAGAGCGGCGGUUCUUCCACACACGGCGCGUUUCUAUACCCGAACGCCGGGGUUUUUUAAUUUCAUGAAGCGAUAGAGCCCUCUCAUAGGAUGUGUGUGCGGUGAACAUGUGGAUGCAAAUGUGUGAUGCAAUGCCUCGUUUAGAAAAAUACGUCCCGCACUUGAAUCGCAUGUUGGCCACCACCAGGAAAGAACGAUGGUCAUAUUGCCGUGUAGGAGAGAAGCACCAAGUACUUUGGUCACACGAUGAGCAGGCUUGUAUUUCUGCUGUUUUCGGUUACGAUCGUCCGUGUGUGUGUCUGUGUUUCGAGUCAAGAGUUACCCAAUGUAUCUGGUAAACGGUUCCAGAACCUUGUCUGUGUUGUUGUUGUCUUUACAAUAAAAACCAUGUGGAAAUGGUUUAUCUUUCCAGACUGUGAGCUUACUCUUCGUUUUAUGUUGUUCCACUCUUGUCUGGACUUUGGGCUGUGUAUCGUUGCAACUGGUCAUCGAGCGGACAAUAUUUUGUUCGAAAAUAUGCUACAUUUUUGCGAGUGAUUUGCUUGUCUUGGGGAGGGAUGUGGGGUUGUAUAUAUUUCUACAUUUUAGUGCGUGCGUGCCGUGGGCACAUGUUGCUUGUGGCCUUAGAUGUGUUAUGUCUC
Molecule: messenger RNA, 3231 nt
Organism: Ectocarpus siliculosus
Lineage: Eukaryota; Phaeophyceae; Ectocarpales; Ectocarpaceae
Source: the annotation of a GenBank genome assembly